GAGGCCUCCCCGCCGCCAAAAACCUGUGUUUGUUAUUUGUACCAUCUAAGUAGUCAAAAACAAUGUCGUUCCCUCCUGCCUCCGCGGGGCCCAGCGCAGUAAGGACCUAUCUGACUGACUUACUCAUCUCCAAACAUGACACAACCCCCGACUUCGCCCAAGAAGUAGCCGGUCACUGGCGCUUGGGUCGGCCGAAUGAUCUCCGCGAUGCAUCGGCCCGAUAUUUCAGAACGAUAUUCGGAGACGAUGUUGGGCCUUUUCUCUACCGAACCGUCCAGGAGGACAUCAAAGAACAGUGGUACAGCUCCUCAGCCGGGGUACGCAACUUCUGGAUCAUGGUGCUUUCUCUAGUAAUAUCGAUACUGUUUCUGGCUCGGGCUGUACGUGGGAAUUCAAGUCAAACAAUGGCAGCUUCUUUAUUUUACGCCGGCUUGUCCUUUGGGCCGCCCAUGGUUUAUUGUGGGGUUCAGGAUCAGUUCAGUCCCUGGCAAUUUGCCCGAACUUUUAUCGGGAGUAUUGUAAGCUUGCUGACUUUUGCGGCGGCGUUUGUCCAUUUCUUAGACCGUUAUGCGGUAAAACAGAAGAGGGAAGGCGAGGAUAAGACAGAGUGUAGUGGGAAAGAAAAAUAAGUAGGCUUGUAGCUUGUUUCUCUGUAUAUAUAGGUAAACGGAUGACCAGCGGCCAAAACCCAGCCACUGGCCUAGAAGAUGUGCCAAUACUCCAUAGUUAGAUUCUUUUUUAAUUUUGGAAAGGGUUCGAG
This is a messenger RNA of Aspergillus alliaceus, 760 nucleotides long. RefSeq lists its product as uncharacterized. The coding region runs from base 63 to 629 and encodes 188 amino acids. Lineage: Eukaryota; Fungi; Ascomycota; Eurotiomycetes; Eurotiales; Aspergillaceae. The transcript has 3 exons. The record is from RefSeq and is a predicted model, not a curated record.